AUGCCUGGGGGCGUUGUACUGGCCCCCUGCACCUGUUUCGGUUGUGGGCGUUCCGAGACAGGAGAGUGGGGGAGCAGGAGAGGUUCUGGGGGGGCACGCAGUCUGAGAUGUUCUUCUGCUCAGUGCAGCCGGGUCUCCACACCUGACUCGCGGGUCUGCUUCUCUGUCCCCAGGGAAUCUGGGCUCCAUCUUUCUGCGGCUGACGAUGAUGUCAUGGCUGCCCUGAGGUGGCCCAGGCCCUCCCAGCAGCCAGGUGACCUGCGGGGAGCGCCCUGCGUGGCCUGGUCCGACUACACCGAGCAGUCAGGCCCCCGGGGGAAAGCCUGCAGCCACCCCGCGUGGUCGGAAGGCGAGGAGGCCAAGGAUGGGGACAGCUCGGUGUCAUCGGGCCGCCUCUCUGGCUCCUCUGGUGGCCACGAGUCCUGCCCAUCUCCCCCCGGGCCCUGGAAGGAGAGGCCCCCCCAGGUGCUGGGGCCCCGGCGGCGGCCCAGAGAGAGCAACCCGCGGCUGGAGCAGCUGCGGGACAAGAUCCGGGCCCAGGCACAGUGGCAGGCCAGCUGCGCCUCCCUGGGCACCUCCACCCCGUCCAGCGCCUCGCGCCUCCACAGAGCCUCCAAGCCAGACCCCCGGAGGAAGGCCAGGAGGCUGACGACCGCCCCUCCAGCCCCGUGGGACGUGCUGAGGCCCAGGCCCUCCAGCAAAGGCUUCGUCGCCCUGAAUGCGGCUCAGUGUGGAGUGCAAGACAAGGCAAUCCCCGGCCAAGGGUGCGAGCCCUCCGGGGUCCCCCAGCACCCGGCCUCAGUUCCACGGGAGAAAGCCAAAAGGAUGAAAGGUAGUCCUUGCAAAAGGGAGAAGACCCCAGGAUCACCCUUCCCCAGAAGAGCCUCCAAAGACAAAGAUUCUGAGUUGGUUGGUGUUUACGCCUGGAGGAAAGGACCAGCCCUGGUGAGGGCCCUGCUUGGGCCCCCUCCCGCCCUCCCCAGGCUCCAGAGCAAGGCUCCCUCAAGAGACCAGGCCCCCACCGGGGAAUUAGGAGACAGCAAGAAAGUCGGAGCUGCCGAGGGCUCCCCCGUGUGCCCCCGGAUGCCCAGUCCAGCCUCAGUCCACGGUGACCUGCAGGUGUCUGCCAACACACCCAACCUGGCUUCCUGCGAUCAGCCCGUGACCAUCCAAAAUGCUAUGGCCGUCCUUAGAGGUCUCCGCCAGCAAGUCCAGGCCGGGCUGGAGCUGGCCCGGAACCGCCACCCCGGGGAAGGGCCAGCACCGGGGCGGUCAAAGCUGUGGCUGCAGGACCCUUCAGGGAGGAGGCAGCGGGGCCCCUGGAGCACCCCAGACGUGCGGGGCUCCUUCUCGAAGAGUCCUCAAGCAGGGGUGGAGGGGAGGCGCUCCUCCUUAGAGAAGGCUGGCAGCUUCUCCACUGGGCAUCGUUGGAGCACCCUGGCUGCGUGGGAGUCCUAUCCCCAGCUGACUGGAGCAGCCCAAGGACGGAGCCCCUCCUUCCAGAGGCCCGGGAGCCCCCCUGAGAGGCUGACCACCUUGCCUCAGCGGCCCUGGAGCACCUCGGCCAGGCAGGCCUCCAGGUCCCAGCGGACCUGGGCCACUUAUGGAGACUGGGACACCUCCGCCCGAAGACCCUGGAGCCCUUCUGGCCAGCGGUCCUGGAGCGCCUCCUUCACGCAGGGCUCUGGCAGCCCGUGCAGGGGCAGAGGCUCCCUCCUGCCACCCUCGGGAGUGGAGCACAGCUGGCUGAGGCCUGCGGGUGGUGCCCCUGGGAAGGAGAACGAGGCGCGGGUGCCGCCGCCCUGCCCAAAGCCCCGGGGGGCCCUGGGCCACCCCCACAGCGCCGAGACGCUGCGGGAGUUCAUGCGCCAGAAGACGCUGGCCCGGCGGCGGCAGGCCCUGGAGGAGAAGGCCUCGGCUGUGCGCGCGCUCGAGCUGAGAAACCAGAGGCUGCAGGAGGUCUACCGGAAGCAGCGGGAGGCCGUCCUCGGCAAAGCCGUCCCUGUGGUCUCCCAGACCACCCCCGGCAUUGUGACCUUUUUCCCGCAUUGCGCGCAGUCCAGGGGCCCGGAGGCUCCCGGGAGCCUGGGGUCGCCUGUGCUGGAGUGGAGCAAGGUGACCUCCGGCAUGGUGCAGGGGGACCAGGAGGCCCCGGGCAGCUUCUGCCUGUGUUUGAACAGAGCCUUGAAUCGCACUGAGACUCUAGAGAUGGGCGGCCCCCAGGACGGCUGGGAUGGUGCCCCCAUGCUGAUGUCCACCCGCUCCUCCCCGGGCCCCCUGAAGCUCCAGGACCUGAGCAGCCGCUCCCCGCGCCCAGGCGUGUGCAUCUACCUGGACCCCGAGGAGAGCGAGCGCCUGGGCACAUCGGGGCCGCUGCACUUCCGCUACAAGCAGGCCCGGCUACAGGCGCUGGAGACCAUGGCCAACGUCCUGAAGCAACGGAUCGACAUCCUCACGGCCAAGCUGCGUGGGUCGGAGGCUCCAGACGCUCUCGCCGACCCAGUCUCAGACCUGUCGCCCUCACACCGCAGCGCCGUGCCGGCUGCCCCCAUGCCCUCAGCUCCAGUCUGCUCUGGAGCCCUGGUGCCCAACGGGAGCAGAGGGGCCCCCUGGGACCGGGCAGACGUGCCGGCCGGGCCACUUGUCUCUCCCACGUGCUUCUUGGAUGGCAAGACGCUGCCGUGGAGCCCCGACUGGGAGCGGCGGCACAGUGUGAGCCUGAGAGGCCACCACGACAGCAAGCCCCGAGGUUUCAUUGAGGAUGGGCGUUUGGAGCUGGAUAACAGGCUGGCAAGAAACACGGCUUCCUUCCAGGCCCUCGGCCCCUUCAUUGGGAGCUCACUAGGGGUGCCAGCCGUGUUGGACCCCCCCUGCGGCUCCCUGCAGCUGGAAGAGAUGCCGUUGGCCAGAGGGGCAGGCUUGGUCACGCCCUGGACCAUGCAAGGCUGCGGUAAGGGCGAGCCUGCGGACGGGCCCUGGGCUGGCUGGUCGGGUGGCCGGGGAUGUCCGCUGGGGACCCCCUCCACUGCCUGGCGCUCCGGUGCGGUCCUACGGGUGUAGAGAGAAC
Molecule: messenger RNA, 3067 nt
Organism: Ailuropoda melanoleuca (giant panda)
Lineage: Eukaryota; Metazoa; Chordata; Mammalia; Carnivora; Ursidae
Product: coiled-coil domain-containing protein 187-like
Exons: 9
Coding region: 1-3060 (1019 amino acids)
Biological process (GO): microtubule anchoring
Cellular component (GO): centrosome
Molecular function (GO): microtubule binding
Source: RefSeq, a predicted model, not a curated record